Pseudophryne corroboree (corroboree frog) is the source of this 5456-nucleotide messenger RNA. It is a transcript of the gene ADAMTS18, whose product is annotated as ADAM metallopeptidase with thrombospondin type 1 motif 18. Gene Ontology annotation, cellular component: extracellular matrix. Lineage: Eukaryota; Metazoa; Chordata; Amphibia; Anura; Myobatrachidae. Gene Ontology annotation, molecular function: metalloendopeptidase activity. Gene Ontology annotation, biological process: extracellular matrix organization; proteolysis. The record is from RefSeq and is a predicted model, not a curated record. The coding region runs from base 1 to 3711 and encodes 1236 amino acids. The transcript has 23 exons.
AUGAUGAGAAUAUCCAGUCUAUUACUGUGCAUGCCUCUUGGAGUGGAUACAGGCUUGCAUGUUUUGCAGAAGAUGGAUUAUUUUGUACUCAUCCUGUGGACAUUACCUGUCACCCUCCUGAAAUGCACUUCUAUGCCGUUCCUGACACUCUUGUGGAUUGGAAGCCUAGACAAGACACUGCAGCUCUACUGCUUUUGCUGUGUGUCAUUUGCAGCCUCUUUAGCCAGUGACAGUGGAUUCGGAGGAAUAAAUCAUGAAUAUGUCUUUGUUACGCCGGUGGUAGUUGACUCCAGUGGAGCUUAUAUCUCACACGAUAUUGUGCACAACAGUAGGAAGAAGAGAUCAACGCGAGGUUCAAAGUUUUCCUUACACUACAGAUUUUCAGCAUUUGGACAGGAACUACACUUGGAGCUCCAGCCCUCUUCCCUGCUCUCCAGGCAGUUUGCCGUACAAGUUCUUGGUAAAGAUGGAUUCCUAGCAGAUGUGGAUCAGAGUGUCGAGCCGUGUUUUUAUCAGGGAUUUAUCAGGAACUAUGAGAAUUCCUCCGUGGCCUUAUCUACAUGUGUGGGCAUGUCAGGUUUCUUAAGGACACGCGCAAGUGAGUUUUUCAUAUCGCCAUUGCCGCAGCACCUUGCAGAGAAGCACAAUUUCACCUCCCCGGAAGGACAUCACCCACAUGUACUAUAUAAGCGGUCAGCGGAGAGUGAAGUGGCCCCCCGCAGUGGACCGACUCCUUCCAGCACUGCAGACCGGUCACACAACACUGCACAAAAACAACAUUUUUGUGGAAGACACAAGAAAUAUUUCCCUAGGUUUCCCCGCAAGGACCCCAAUUUAAAACAAAAUGAAUAUGCACGGUCAAAGCGUUCUGCAGCAAAGUCCCAAAGUGAUGGUAGUUUGGUCGUUGAAACCCUUGUUGUGGCAGAUAAAAAAAUGGUGGAAAAACACGGCAAGGAAAGCGUCACCACGUACAUACUGACUGUGAUGAACAUGGUGUCCAGUCUUUUCAAGGAUGGGACUAUUGGAACAGACAUAAAUAUCGUUGUUGUGAGUCUUUUGCUUUUGGAAGAGGAACCAGCUGGGCUUACAAUCAAUCACCACGCAGAUCAGUCCUUAAACAAUUUCUGCCAGUGGCAAUCCGCUCUCUUGGGAAAGAAUGGGAAAAGGCACGAUCACGCCAUCUUGCUGACAGGAUUAGAUAUUUGUUCAUGGAAAAAUGAACCUUGCGAUACUUUAGGCUUUGCACCAAUUAAUGGUAUGUGCAGCAAGCAUCGAAGCUGUACAAUUAAUGAAGACACGGGAUUGGGCCUGGCUUUCACUAUUGCUCACGAGUCUGGUCACAAUUUUGGUAUGGUUCAUGAUGGAGAAGGGAACCCUUGCAGGAAAGCUGAGGGUAACAUUAUGUCUCCUACCCUGUCUGGAAACAAUGGCGUAUUUUCCUGGUCGGCGUGUAGUAGGCAGUAUCUGAAGGAGUUCCUCAGCACAGCUCAGUCCUCCUGCCUUGUUGACGAGCCAAAACAAUUAGGACAUUUCCAGUAUCCUGAGAAGCUGCCCGGGCAGAUCUACGAUGCAGACACUCAGUGUAAAUGGCAGUUUGGACCAAAAGCAAAACAGUGUGGCCUGAGUUUUGUUAAGGACAUAUGCAAGUCUCUCUGGUGUCACAAAUCCAGCCAUAGGUGUGAAACAAAGUUCAUGCCUGCAGCAGAGGGCACGGUCUGUGGCCUAAAUAUGUGGUGCCGAAGGGGCCAGUGCGUGAGAUUUGGAGACCAUGGACCAAGACCUGUUAAUGGAGGGUGGUCGGACUGGUCGGACUGGUCAGAGUGUUCCAGAGACUGCGGUGCCGGGGUGAUGUUUCAGGAGAGGUUCUGCAACAACCCACUACCUCAGUAUGGAGGGAAAUACUGCCAGGGCUCAAGCCGUAUUUAUCAGAUCUGUAAUGUCCAAGCUUGUCCGCCUAGCAGUGUGGACUUCCGGGGCCAGCAAUGUGCGGAAUACAACAGCAAGCCAUUCAGAGGGUGGUACUACAAAUGGAAACCAUACACUAAAGUGGAAGAGGAGAAUAUCUGCAAACUAUACUGUACAGCUGAAGAUUUUGACUUUUUCUUUGCCUUAUCAAAUAAAGUAAAAGACGGAACGCCAUGCUCUGCGAAUGGAUUCGACAUUUGUAUCGAUGGAAACUGUGAGCUUGUAGGGUGCGAUCAUGUUCUUGGAUCAAAAGCAACUUUGGAUGCCUGUGGGGUUUGUAAAGGUGAUAAUUCAACAUGCAAGUUUUACAGAGGACAGUAUAUGAACCAUCACAAAACUAACGACUACUAUCCUGUGGUGACUGUUCCGGCUGGUGCAAGAAGUAUCCAUUUCCAGGAACUUCAACCUUCUACCAGUUACCUCGCUGUGAGAAACCUAAGCAGGAAAUACUACCUGACUAGUGAUUGGACCAUUGAUUGGCCAGGAAAGUUCUCCUUUGCCGGGACUAUUUUUACUUAUAAAAGGUCAUUUCAACAGCUGGAGAGUCUUUACGCGGAUGGACCGACAAAUGAGACCCUAGUCUUGGAAAUCCUUUACCAAGGAAAGACUGGUGGGUUUUCAUGGGAGUAUACAUUACCUACUUCUCCAUAUGAAGACGCACCUGUGAAGAAAUCAAGUUUUUCCUGGGUUUCCGUAUAUACAGAGUGCUCUGCAACAUGUGGCGGUGGACAAAUGACUGCAGAGUUCCUGUGCCUACGAGAUCUUCAGAUUCAAGUAAAUUCCAGCUUCUGUGGUUCCCUGAGCAAACCUCUUCCUGAACCCAAACUGUGCAAUGCUCAGCCCUGUCCAGCCUACUGGUCAACUAGCGACUGGAGUCUCUGUAGUGCCUCGUGUGGUGGCGGUCAACAGACAAGGGUGAUACAGUGUGUCCAGAGGAAAGCCAUGCAAGCGGAAGAAUUGGUUGGACACUCGCACUGCCCAGUGAGCACUCCCAUCCAAGUUCAGAAAUGCAACGUGCAGGAUUGUCCAGCAGAAUGGAGCACAGGACCUUGGGCUCAGUGUUCUCGAUCUUGCGGAAAGGGAGUUAAGAAAAGAGAGGUUUAUUGCCGAAGUAUCAACUCGGAGAAAUAUAAAAUACUUGCAGAAAGCCUUUGUCCAGCCAGCUUGAAGCCAGAGUCCAUAGAGAUCUGUACAUUAGUACGCUGCCAGAAAAAUUACAAACUGCAGUGGGUGAUAUCUGCAUGGACUGAGUGCUCGACAACAUGUGGUCCUGGUGUAAGAAAGCGUGAGCUGAAGUGUGGAGAGAAGGAUAACGACGGCAGACUUGUCACUGUGCCCCAGAGAAGAUGUCGUAAUAUCCGCAAAGUAAAUGUCCCCCUUGAGCAGCCAUGCAGUAACAAGCCAUGUCCUGUGCACACUCCGUACACUGUCUAUUCCGGAUGGCACACUUCUCCAUGGCAACCGUGUACAGUUACAUGCGGUGGAGGUGUUCAAGUCCGAAGUGUCCAGUGUGUCCAUCAAGGUAGACCUGCAGUGGGAUGCUUGCCCCAUCAGAAGCCACCAACUUCUCAAGCUUGUAACAUAAACUUCUGCCCUUCUUCCGGGCCACAAGAAGAUCCGUCAUGCAUAGACUAUUUCACCUGGUGCUCCCUUGUCCCUCAACAUGGAGUCUGCAACCACAAAUUCUAUGGGAAGCAAUGCUGUAAGUCGUGCACUGGAAAAAAACACUACAGUGACACUGGAUGACUUUUCAGCAGUGGUGAUUUUUUUUCUUGAUCAUCGUGGCACAAAUUCCCUCUGUGCUGAAAUUCAUACAAUCAAAAAUAUAAUCAUCUCAAAAAUAUUUUUGAUCUUCAAGUUGGAAACUUUAAAUUAAGUUUUAAGUUAACAGAAAAGUACCAGAUCAUCAGAUUUUUCUAAAAUGUACUAUUCCCAGAUGCAUUCCUGCAAUGAACACAGCAAUGCUAAACACAUACCGAAAGGAAAUUGCAUUCUGUGGUAACUUCAGGAAACUAACAUGGCCACCAGUUGGAACAUCGAGAGGGGAUGUGUGCCUAAUCAUGUUGGUGCACUGCAGCACUUGUUAGAAACUUUUCUUAGGAAGCAUUUUAAAAUUUCAGAAUUGAUGCAAGUGACUGUAAAAAGGAGACAAGACUUUAAUACUACUGGUGGCCAACUUGUGUGAAGAAGGACUAUGAAAUUUUGUAGCCGAACAGUCAACAAUGGGUGGAUGUCAAUUUUUGCUGGAGUGGCUCAUAAUUGUUGAGACCAACAUGGACUGUAUCUUAAAAACUUAUAAAUUAAAGCCAUAGAUUUUCCAAAUGAUGAGCCAUACAUGGAAUAAUUUACUGUACCGAAAUAGCCGAACAGUGGUCAGACAAAGCUGAAGAUAUGCACAGAUGACUGUGUUCUUUGGCUGGUCAAACAGUCUGCUUCUCAAGUAAUUUUGAGAUCUAGAUUAAUAAAGUUUAUUGUAAAAAUUCUACAAAUGUUCCUCCUGCUUGAACAGGGAUGUAGAUAUAGUCCUGCGUGGUGCUUGCACCUUGGUGGAAUGAUUCUUUGGUGAAUAUUAAAAUGCCUUGCUAAUGUAAAAAAAUUAUAUUAUUAUCAAGAUAUGGUGCUUUUUCUACCUUGCUGCUGGAAAAGCAGGGUUCUCAUCUACUAUUAUGUGUUGAUUACUCAGAUCACUUGUUGUCCUUCUCUGCACAGCUAAUUCAAUGUUUCUUUUUACUUUACUGUAGUAAAUUAAAUUAAGGUACAAUGACAAUUACAAAUAAUUCACCAGGUAGUAUUUUUCGAUACUGUACUGUAAGCCUUAAAUUAAUCUGGUAUAGAACAUAUAAUUAAACAAAAUGGUGCUAUGUCUAGAGAGAGUAAAAUAAUUUGGCUGCUAACUAUUUUACAUGUUUAGAGAUAAUCUGUAUUAUGACGCUGUUGUUUGGAGGGAAGAUGGAUAAGACAGUCUGUCAGAUGCCCUUUCACUGAGUAAAGAAAUACUGAAGUUCCUCUAGGCUUAUCGUGGCUACAUCUCAGUGUUUCCAAGGCUGUAGAUUAUCAAAAGUUGAGUUCUUUCAGCAUUGCUGACUGAAGAAUUCUACAGUAGAAAGGUCACAUAGAAAGAGAGACAUCAGCUUGAGCUAUUGGAUGGAGAACUGUGCCUGGUUUCUUCAAAUUUAGCAUCUCUUUAGAAAAAAUGUCAUUGAAGUGCCAAAACCAGAAGGGCUCAGACAUGGUUGCGUCCUACUAUAAUUUUAUGAGGCGUGGCAAGGUAUAUUUAUGGACUUCUGCUUAAUCCCACAAGUUAUCAUCAACAAGUGGAGUUUAGUUUAGCUACAGCACUAAAUGCAAUAUUUAAAACUAGGAAAACUUGAGAAAACUGGUAUAUACUUAACUCAUGCGUCUACUCUAGACCCUUUACUCAUGGCAAACAAUUUAUUUAUAAAUAUUAUGUAUAAAUUAAAAAAAGUUUAACAUUUAUUUAGGGCUUCUAC